Messenger RNA from Laccaria bicolor S238N-H82, 528 nucleotides. RefSeq lists its product as uncharacterized. The record is from RefSeq and is a predicted model, not a curated record. The coding region runs from base 1 to 528 and encodes 175 amino acids. The transcript has 4 exons. NCBI's taxonomy places the organism in Eukaryota, Fungi, Basidiomycota, Agaricomycetes, Agaricales, Hydnangiaceae.
AUGGCUACACGUCGCACGGCUCGUCCCACGCAGAAGCUUGUUGACCCGGAAAAUGCUGAAAAGCCGAUCCUUUCUUCACAUCGUGAGAAUAUUGCUACUGGGUGUGCAAAUGCAGCUGCCAAGGGUUCAAAUGCCACAGCCGCCGCCUUAUCAGCAUCUGAUGCAUCGCAACUGCCAACGUCAAGAGAACCCUCAACCGUUGACGACGUUAUCGACGAUAUCGACGAUGAUCAAGCUCAUGAAGAGGAAUCUUCCACUGAUUCCGCCGCACGUCCAAGUAAGAAGUCUGUAAGAAAAAGGAAGCGAGCAGAAAGCAAGACAGUCGAAGACACAGAUGCAACAGACGUGAACGGCAUGUACAAGGACAUACAGGUCAUUGAUCUGGGAGCCGACAUAGAUAUCUCCACGCCGAUCAAGAAAAGUCCGACAUGCGAUGUCGACCAGUUUUUCGAAACUGCAGCCCCACCGAAGAAUGGUGAGAAGUACGGUAGAUGCAAGUGCAAGCUUUGCUGGUCAAAAUACAGCUAG